AUGAAGGUUUAUUCUUGGGAUGUAUGUACAAUUUAUUUUUCUGACACACUCUUUAUUUCUUUCUUUCUUUUUUACUUUCUUUUCUUUCUUUUCACUUGCCCGUUUAGAUUCUUUCUUUCUUCUUUCUUUUCUUUUCUUUUUUUUCCUUUUCUUUCUAUUCUUUUAUUUUCUUUAUUUUCUUUCUUAUCAUUUGUCCGUUUAGAUUUUUCUUUCUUUCUUUCUUUCUUCCUUUCUUUCUUUCUUUCUUUCUUUCUUUCUUUCUUCCUUUCUUUCUUUCUUUCUUUCUUUUCUUUUUUUUCCUUUUCUUUCUAUUCUUUUAUUUUCUUUAUUUUCUUUCUUAUCAUUUGUCCGUUUAGAUUUUUCUUUCUUUCUUUCUUUCUUUCUUUCUUUCUUUCUUUCUUUCUUUCUUAUUGUACAUUUUUCUUUUUCUUUCUGUCUUUCUUUUUUCUUUCUAUAUUCUCCCUCCCCUUUCUCUCUUCUCCCUCCCUCUUUCUUUCUUUCUUUCUUUCUUUCUUUCUUUCUUUCUUUCUUUCUUUCUUUCUUUUAUUAAUUCUUUCUUUCUUAUCAUUUGCCCUUUCUUUCUUUCUUUCAUUCUUUCUUCGUCUCUCAUCAUUUACCCGUUUAAGUUCUUUCUUUCUUUCUUUCUUUCUUUCUGUUUUUAUCAUUUACCCGUUUAGUUUCUUUCUUUCUUUCUUUCUUUCUUUCUUUCUUUCUUUCUUUCUUUCUUUCUUUCUUUCUUUGUCUCUCAUCAUUUACCCGUUUAAGUUCUUUCUUUCUUUCUUUCUUUCUUUCUUUCUUUCUGUGCGUGUGGCGCUCCUACGCUAUGAUAAUAGCAACACGCCUCCAACCUAA
Molecule: messenger RNA, 852 nt
Organism: Acanthosepion pharaonis
Lineage: Eukaryota; Metazoa; Mollusca; Cephalopoda; Sepiida; Sepiidae
Source: the annotation of a GenBank genome assembly